Messenger RNA from Pollicipes pollicipes, 2245 nucleotides. RefSeq names its product dual specificity protein kinase CLK2. Gene Ontology annotation, cellular component: nucleus. Gene Ontology annotation, biological process: protein phosphorylation; regulation of RNA splicing. Lineage: Eukaryota; Metazoa; Arthropoda; Thecostraca; Pollicipedomorpha; Pollicipedidae. Gene Ontology annotation, molecular function: protein serine/threonine kinase activity; ATP binding. The record is from RefSeq and is a predicted model, not a curated record.
AUGCCAAGAGCAGCAGCUUCUCCCGCACCAGCGCCGGCUACGGCCUCUCUCCGCUCGCGCAGCGACGCCGACUGCGGCCUGCGCAUCCUCGGCGUCAAGUCAGAGUAUGGCAUACGCGACCCGGCCAGCAAGUCCACGGCCUCGUCCAAGUCUAAGGACUCUUGGGGCUCCGACGUCUCGCUGGGUUCCGUCGACUCGCUGAAGUCGCCGCGCGACCUGGACUGGACCGACAGCAAGAUCUGGAAGGACACCGCCUGGGAUAUCAGCCCCGUCAAGGAUGACCACUGGAAGGACUCCAUCACGUCCUGGCGCAACAGCGCUCUCUACUCGUGGCGCAAGGAGUCGGACGCCGCCGACGAGCUCUGGAAGAAGCCCAAGGCGACGCCGAAGCCGAGCGCCUCGAACGGCGCGCCCAAGUCCUUCACCGUCACAGCCCGCACCUUGCAAACCUCCUUCGAUCGCUCGGAGCGGUACGCGCGCCCCGGCGGCGUCGAGCGGCGCCAGCAGCUGCGCUCCGGCCGCCGGCGGCACUCCUCCAGCCCGUCGGCCACCACGCGCCGCCACCGGCCCAAGCUCAACCGACGCGUCAAGGGCGACAGCUGCGACGGCCAGAACUCGCACGAGCCGUCGGUGGCGGAUGACGAGGACGGUCACCUGAUCUACCGGAACGGCGACGUGCUGCAGAACAGAUAAGCGCGACCUGCGGGUGGUGAAGGACUCGGAGAUCCGGCUGAUCGACUUCGGCAGCGCCACUUUCGACCACGAGCACCACAGCACGGUGGUCUCCACGCGCCACUAUCGGGCGCCGGAGGUGCUGCUCGAGCUGGGCUGGGCGCAGCCGUGCGACGUAUGGAGCAUCGGCUGCAUCCUGUUCGAGCUGUACUUGGGCUUCACACUCUUCCAGACGCACGACAACCGGGAGCAUCUGGCCAUGAUGGAACGCAUUCUGGGCCCGGUGCCGUACAGAAUGAGCCAAAAGACGAAGACCAAGUACUUUUACCGGGGUCGUCUGGACUGGGACGAGAAGACGUCGGCGGCGCGCUACGUCCGAGACAACUGCAAGCCGCUCAAGCGCUACAUGCAGUCCACCGACACGGACCACGUGCACCUGUUUGAUCUCAUCCAGAGGAUGCUGGAGUACGAGCCCACGCAGCGCAUCACUCUGAAGGAAGCCCUCAGACACCCCUUCUUCCGCAACAUGUCGCAGUCCACCGACGCGAUGCACGACCGAAGCCACAGCCUUUCACGGUGAACCGCCGCCCCAAGCCAUGUCUAGCCUUAGGAGGAAUGCAACCAUGUGAUGCUAGCUGUAGCUGGCCGGCGCCGCGUGCGGUGGCUGUGAUGGGGACGAGGCCGGCGGCGUCCGGCGCACCCGUCGCUUGGAGACACGCCUGGUGGCGUCCCGCCGUGUGGACAGUGCAGACAGGCCCGGACCCCGCACAGGAGACCUUUGUGAUUUAACUGUGUAGUCAUGGACCGUACUACCCCGGUAUAUUUUUGUGAAAGCCAAAUCGAAGUAUGGCAUUAGUGUUAUGCGCGUGGAAUGAGAGUGUGAUCGGCUGGUCUUCAAGUUCAACAUGUCUCACGCAUCCGGUCUUCAGUCUAACCUAUGUAAGACAGUUACGUGUUCGUACACAUACACAUGCAACACAUGACACGUGCACAAAUGACACAGGCAUCCUCGCCGAGGCCCGCAAAUCAAUACGUACUCGCAAGCGGGCUGUUCAAGCCGAUGGCGUAGUCCCGAUGCAGCGUUCUCAACUAUUUAUGAUCAACUAACCUGACGGCGGAGAGAAGAGCGCAUCUCGCUCGCGCUCGCUGCCUCGUUCGGGCUCAGCCCGCCAGCCGGCGCGCGCCCCAGCUGGGGCUCAGCGGCGCGUCAUCUCAGCGGGCCGACCAAUCAGAAAUCGCAAACUCGACCUGGUCAACAGCUGACCGACCCGAGGCUGAACGUCGGAUGGCCGCGUGCCGACCGUGCCCGGCGCCGACGCGUCCGUUUGCCGUCGACCCGGGCCAGUUUGUCAGACAGCCCCGGACUCGCUGAUCCGCCCGAGUCGCCGCCCUCGUCUCAGUGGAUGGCGUCGCGUCAGUCGCGUCGCGUCGCGGCGUCGCACGACCCGGGCGAACCCGGGCGUGGGGCGGGCCUCGCUCCAAUCGAGAUGACUCGCCCAGUCUCAGUGUGCCUGUCCGUGUGUGUGUGAUAUGGUUGGCGCUGAAUUUCUACAAUAUACCUACCACUGACAUG